This is a messenger RNA of Quercus robur (English oak), 816 nucleotides long. RefSeq lists its product as uncharacterized. Bases 1 to 816 code for a protein of 271 amino acids. The transcript has a single exon. The record is from RefSeq and is a predicted model, not a curated record. NCBI's taxonomy places the organism in Eukaryota, Viridiplantae, Streptophyta, Magnoliopsida, Fagales, Fagaceae.
AUGCAAAUUGCAGAGUUGCAUAGCAUGCCCUGGGUUAUUGCAGGAGAUUUUAACGAGCCUCUCAAUAGUGCGGACAAGUUGGGUGGUAGAGAGGUGAGCAUCAGUAGGUCACUCCUUCUGAAAGAGUGCCUAGACAAAUGUAAUAUGGUGGAUUUGGGGUUUUCGGGUUCUAGAUUCACGUGGACUAACAAGAGAGAUGCUCAUGUACUCAUACAAGAAAGAAUUGAUAGAUUCUUUGUCAACAUAGAUUGGUGUACCAUGUAUCCUGAAGCCAGAGUGACUCACCUGACUAGAUGCCACUCCGACCAUAGUCCAAUUUUACUUGAAACAAAUCCUACUAGCUGGGCAAGGCAGAAUAGGCUCUUCAGGUUUCAAAGCUUCUGGCUAUCAGACUCUUCUUUUCCCCAAGUAGUCCAGAAAGCGUGGGCAGGGGCCCCUAGCCUUCAGGGAGCCAUCAAUAAGUUCUCUCAUGCUGCCUCAAAAUGGAAUAAGGGGCACUUUGGAAACAUCUUUGAGAAGAAGAAAAGAAUUAUGGCGAGAUUAGGAGGGAUUCAGAGAGAUUUAGCUGUUUGUCCUUCGGUUUCUCUGGUGGAGUUGGAGAGGAAGCUUCAGGCAGAUUUAUGUUGCAUUUUUUACCAAGAGGAAGAAUUAUGGGCGCUUAAAUCCAGAGUCAACUGGAUGUUGCUGCGAGAUAGAAAUACUUCCUUCUACCAUAUUUCAAUGUUGGUAAGAAGGAAGAGAAACUCCAUUACGGCUAUUAUGUCCAAUACCGGGGAGUGGGUGCAUGAUGAAGUGGCAGUGAAAGAGGUUAUUUGA